This is a messenger RNA of Fraxinus pennsylvanica, 573 nucleotides long. The record is from the annotation of a GenBank genome assembly. Lineage: Eukaryota; Viridiplantae; Streptophyta; Magnoliopsida; Lamiales; Oleaceae.
AUGGCAAAAGAAUCAAAGGAACCAUUGUCUGAUUAUAUUAAUGAAUCAUUUGAUCUUUCCUGCGAUGAUUUUUACUUCUCUUUGCUAUUCAACAUAGAAGGCGAAGAUGAAGAAAUGAUUCUUCCUGUUUCAGAUUCUUUAUACGCUGAAGAAUUGCAGCUCCAAGAAUCCAUCAUGGCCUCAUUAAUCAGUUCUCAGAACCCAAAAAAUGAUCCGAUUUCCGAAACAGUUGUUGGGGAAUCAUCGAGACGGUUCUGCAAAAUAUGUAUAGGAAGCAAAGAAACUGAUGAGAUGUUUACAAUUCCGAGCUGCAAUCAUCAGUUUUGUGCCGAUUGCAUUUGCGAACAUGUAGCAAUAACAAUCCAAGAAACCGCGGUCGUAACGUGCCCGGAAUUGGACUGUAGAGCCAGUCUUGACAUUGAUGCUGGUAGGGAGAUCCUGUCUAAGGAUGUUAUUACAACAUGGGAGGAUGUCCUAUGGAGUCAGAGUGUCCUUUUUGCUGGAGAUUGUUCUGUGCACAGUGCAAUGUGUCGUGGCAUUCAGGAGUUGAAUGUGAAGAGUACCAGAGGAUGA